AUGGGGCGUCAUUUCAAGCCAAAGUUCGCCCUGGACGGCCUUCAGAAGCUCGUCGUGUCGUUCGACCCGACCGUCCGGACGUCUCUGUCCGCACGACAGUUCCUCAAGACCGUCUCCUCGCCCAAGAUGCGCGCCAGCGCCCCAGACUGCCAGAUAGAGACCCAGCUCAGGAACGACGGGGGGGAGUCGUUCGUGCACCUGUACACGAGCUGGGGCGCCGACAUCCGCGUCGUCACCGACGAGAUCCCCACGGAGGAGCACAUCGGGAAGUGCCUCAUGCGCAACAUGGAGCUCCCGCAGGUCGAGGCCAUGCUGCGACGCUUUGGUAUGACGGUGGACGACUUGAUGGACGGGGACAAGCCGGCGUGCAUGGUCGAGUCGCCCGAGCACCUCAAGGACGCGUGCGCGGAGUGGCAGAGCAUGGAGGAGGGGCGGGACUACGUCGUGGCGCUCCCGGAGCACCGGAUGAAGAACUGGAAGGACCUUGUGCCAAAGGAUGUGGACACCCGGGGGGUAGUGAAAGGGAAACGGUAG
Messenger RNA from Pedinophyceae sp. YPF-701, 534 nucleotides. Lineage: Eukaryota; Viridiplantae; Chlorophyta; Pedinophyceae. The record is from the annotation of a GenBank genome assembly.